CAGAGGUGACCCUGAGGACGGAUUCUGGAAUGAUGGAAUUUCAGGGUUCCUGGGGCAUUGAGAAUCUUGGUCUCAUCACAAUGACCUGAAAUUCCAAGGACAAUCUCAACCUGGGCUCAGUUGAGCAGGCAACUGCACAGGGAGGGUGAGAGGCACAUAGUACCCUGGAGGACCGUUAGGCCCACCAUGAAGAUUCACAAUGAAGCAGCUGUGGAGGCACAAAUACAGGAGCUAAGGACCAUCACUCGGCUGCAGGAACAAUGUCGGGCGCUCCAGAUCCAGGGCGUGAAGGAGAAGACAGCACAGAACAAGGCUACACUGGGCCUCCUGCGCAGCAACCUCCGUCGAGGGGCCCAGGACUGGGCUUUGGCUAAGAAGUAUGAUCAGUGGACCAUCUCCAAGGCCUGCGCGAAGGAUGCAUCCAUGAAGCUGGCACACUGCCGCAGUACUAUGGAGGUGGCUCGGGAGAAGCUGCGAAAGUACGUCUUCGAUCGUGUGAAUGCACACAACGUGCUGAUCCAUCUGGCUCGACGACGGGGACAGAAGCUGGAGAGCUUACAGCUGGAACUGGCCAGCCUGCGGAACCAGCCUGAUGCUACUAAGGAUGAGCUAAAGCUGCUGCAGAUUAUCCGCCAGCUGGAGAACAACAUCGAAAAAACCACGAUCAAGAUCACCACCAGCCAGAACAUUCACAUGUUGUACACAGACCUGCUGGAUUAUCUGAAGAAGGUUCUGGCAGGCUACCCCACAGAGCUAGACAAGCUUCAGAACCUGGUGUCCAACUACUGCUUGGAGCUGUCAGAUAUGACAGUCAUGUCCCAAGAUGCCAUGAUGAUUACUGAUGAGGUCAAGAGGAACAUGAGGCAAGGGGAGGCAACUUUCAUCGAGGAGCGAAGGGCACGGGAGAACCGGCUGAAUCAGCAAAAGAAGCUUAUUGACAAGAUCCACACCAAGGAGACCAGCGAGAAGUACCGCCGUGGCCGGAGGGACCUAGAUUUCUCCUCCAAUCUAAUGAGUAUGGAGACCAUGAAGGUGAGGAAAAGAGAAACUUCCAUAGCAGAUAUGGAAUACCAGACUGAAGUUACUACUUUGGUAGAGAGGGUCAAAUCUGCUGUGCAGUGCUCCCACCUCUGGGACAUAGCUGGCCGCUUUCUGGCUCAGAAGAACACAGAGGAGAACCUGGAGCUACAGAUGGAGGACUGUGAAGAACGUCGGACACAGUUGGAGGCCCUGAUGAAGAAGCUGGAGCUUGAAGAGGCACUGCUCAAGUUCCACCAGACACCCAGCUCUGUUGGCUUUAGUUCUAUUGAAAAAAAGAUGAAGACCAUGCUGGAAGAGGAAGAAGCAAGGCUCCAGCUGGCCCACAACAACAUGACCAAGAGCCAGCAGCUGUUCCUGGCCAUCCAGACAGGUAUUGACAACCUCUACAUCCGGCUCAUCGGCAUCAUCUUGCCAGCCACCCAGAAAGAAGUAGCAAUCUCUGACACCCUUGAUGUGUACGGCAAGCUGGAGUAUUGCGAGGGAAAGCUCAUAUACCUGGCUGACCGCAUGCAAACGCUGUCCAGAAAUGAGGAGGUGGACACAAAGGUGAGGGAUGCCCUGGAGUCAUCAACUCUAAAGGAGAAACAUAAUACCAGAAUUACCUUUGAGGACCAAGAGGAGGACAUGAUAGAAACCUUCCAGUUUGCGGACGUGGACCAUAGCUACGUCCCUUCGCGGGCCGAGAUAAAGAAACAGGGUCAGCGACUGAUUGAGGGGAAGCUCAAGGUAUCCAAAAAGAAGAAGAAGUAGCCCUGUCCGGACUUUACUACACAAAUAAACAUUUAUGCA
This is a messenger RNA of Phodopus roborovskii (desert hamster), 1830 nucleotides long. RefSeq names its product coiled-coil domain containing 183 (gene Ccdc183). Bases 187 to 1791 code for a protein of 534 amino acids. The transcript has 14 exons. NCBI's taxonomy places the organism in Eukaryota, Metazoa, Chordata, Mammalia, Rodentia, Cricetidae. The record is from RefSeq and is a predicted model, not a curated record.